Motacilla alba alba is the source of this 3040-nucleotide messenger RNA. RefSeq names its product RIO kinase 3 (gene RIOK3). The transcript is spliced from 13 exons. The record is from RefSeq and is a predicted model, not a curated record. Gene Ontology annotation, molecular function: protein serine/threonine kinase activity; ATP binding. The coding region runs from base 292 to 1839 and encodes 515 amino acids. Gene Ontology annotation, biological process: protein phosphorylation; maturation of SSU-rRNA. NCBI's taxonomy places the organism in Eukaryota, Metazoa, Chordata, Aves, Passeriformes, Motacillidae. Gene Ontology annotation, cellular component: preribosome, small subunit precursor; cytosol.
AAAACAAACGUCAGCUACUUAAUUUCUCGCUUUCGCGUUACCGCCAGCCCAGCGCUGCCCGUCAGCCCCCGGGCAGGGGCGGCCGGGCGGGGGUUCCGCCGGCAGGCUCCGCUCGCCGCCGGUGAGGCCGCGGCCGCCCCGGUGACAUCACCGGAAAGGCGGGUCACCCCCGGCCAAUGGGCCGCCCGACGGCCGCGGAGAAGCGCGGAGGACCCGGAAGGUUUCGCAGUCGGAGCGUUGCUGCCCCGCGGAGAGACCCCGCUCCUGCCGCCGCCCGCCCCUGCGUGCCCGAUGGACUCGGUGGGAGUCGCUGCCGCCGCGCCCGAUGCCGGGCCGGGCCCCGCCUGGCAGAGCAAGUGUCCGUGGGGAGCCCCUAGCACAACAUCAAUAUCAUGUUCUCUUGCUGAUGUAAUGAGUGAACAGCUGGCAAAAGAAUUGCAGCUGGAAGAAGAAAAUGCUGCUUUUCCUGAAGUGGUUGCUGCUGCUGAAGGACCAUUUAUUACAGGAGAAAAUAUUGACACUUCCAGUGAUCUAAUGCUAGCUCAGAUGCUGCAGAUGGAGUUUGACAGGGAAUACGAUGCGCAGCUUCGGCGUGAAGAGAAGAAGAUCAAUGGAGAUAGCAAAGUCUCCAUAUCCUUUGAAAAUUAUCGGAAGGUGCAUCCCUAUGACAGUGACAGCUCAGAGGAUGAGGUUGAUUGGCAGGAUACCCGUCAUGAUCCAUACAGAGCAGAUAAACCUACUACUACACCAAGAAGGGGUUUCAUAGGAAAAGGAAAAGACAUUACUACGAAACAUGAUGAAGUGGUAUGUGGAAGAAAAAACACUGCUCGCAUGGAAAAUUUUGCACCUGAAUUCCAAGUUGGGGAUGGAAUUGGGAUGGACUUAAAGCUGUCAAAUCAAGUCUUCAACGCCUUAAAACAGCAUGCAUACUCUGAGGAACGUCGAAGUGCAAGGCUCCAUGAGAAGAAGGAGCACUCCACUGCUGAGAAAGCAGUGGAUCCGAAAACACGUUUACUUCUGUACAAGAUGGUCAAUUCUGGGAUGCUGGAGACCAUCACAGGCUGCAUCAGCACGGGAAAAGAAUCUGUUGUUUUUCAUGCCUAUGGAGGAAAUGCAACUGAAGAUAAAGUUAUUCCUCCAGAAUGUGCCAUCAAAGUGUUUAAAACAACUCUUAAUGAAUUCAAGAACCGUGACAAAUACAUUAAGGAUGACUACAGGUUUAAAGACCGCUUCAGUAAAUUGAAUCCACGAAAAAUUAUUCGUAUGUGGGCUGAGAAAGAAAUGCAUAACUUAACAAGAAUGCAAAAUGCGGGAAUUCCUUGUCCUCAAGUGGUUAUCCUUAAGAAACACGUCUUGGUUAUGUCUUUCAUUGGCCAGGAUCAAGUCCCAGCUCCUAAACUAAAGGAUGUAACUCUUAGUAGUGAAGAUAUGAAAAAGGCCUACUAUCAGAUUCUUAACAUGAUGCAGCAGUUGUAUAGGGAGUGCAACCUGGUCCAUGCAGAUCUGAGUGAAUACAACAUGCUUUGGCAUGAUGGGAAGGUCUGGCUCAUUGAUGUCAGUCAGUCUGUGGAGCCAACCCAUCCUCAUGGACUUGAGUUUUUGUUCAGAGACUGUAGGAAUGUUUCACAGUUCUUCCAGAAAGGAGGCGUGGCAGAAGCACUUAAUGAGCGUGAACUCUUCAACGCUGUCUCAGGUUUAAAUAUUACAGCUGACAAUGAAGUAGACUUCCAAGCAGAGAUUGAAGCUUUGGAGAAGAUGAAUGAAGAUCACGUGCAGAAUCAUGGAAAGAAACUGUCAACGUUUUCUAGUGAUGGAGACCCACCUAUAUAUGAUGAAUAGCACCGAGUUUGUAGCUGCUGACGAAACAAAACACAAAUUUACUGCUUCUAACUACGUUGGUGCAGUGGUAAAUGUCAACUGCCGAUGUCAAGAGAGUGGUUGGCUGGGAAUACCAAAAUGGAAAACACAGCAAGCAUAUGGUGAUGCCUCAGUGGUUUGCUUUCUUUUUUUUAACUUGUCCCACACAUCAGGCUGACACUGUGAGAAUGGACUGUCACUACCACUUUGAACAGACUGAUAACUUCACCAAUUGCCCAGUUACAUUAGACUAAUGUAGCUCAGAUGGUCAUAUUUUGCAUGAUUCAGAGCUUACAUAUCUUUUAGUCUAAAAAAAAAAAUUUAAAAUCAUCUAUAUUGUCCGAAGUAUCUAGUGGGAAAGCAUACUAGAAGAGUCCCUCUCUUUUUUUUUUUUCCUAAUGCAACUUGGAAAACUAAUGAAACAUUGUUUAUGGACACAAUGUUAUUCAUCCAUCUCCACCAGGGGCAAAAUGAAAAGGCAACUAUGCACUGCAAUCAUAUGAAAAUGUUAAUUUAGCAAAGUAAUAUAUUUAUAAAAGCUUGGACUUUGUAAUUUGAAGUACAUGGAAAACAUAUUUGAAAUCCAACCAGCAGAGGACUUGCUUGGUGACGUGCCAGGAAAUCCUGAGUCAACAAUGUAUAAUAAAGAGUCAGUUCAGGUAGCUUCACUCUUAAUGCACAAAUGGUUCCAAGAACUUGGUGCAAGCCAAAAACAAAACUAUAAUAACCCUGUCUCUACCUAGAAUAUCAGUUUGGAGCAUCAAAUGUUCUUACCCUAAAGAUAAUCACAGACAAAUCUGAGUAUUCUUUUUGCACCUGUAAGCAAAAAAAAAACUUUGUUUCGAAAUAAUGAUGACUGAUACUGGUUUCCACAGUCUAUUUAUUCUUAAUGUCAGUUGUUUUGUUUUGUUUUUUUUUUUUUUUCCCCAGCAGCUUCUAAAAAUCUACUGAUGUUUCUCUCCAAAAAACACAUUUAAAGAUGAACUGAUGUGGUGGGAUAGUUUGAAAUUAAGGAAUUCUAAUCAACUUCUUUUUAACUGAUUUCUAGUUUCUGAUGCUGCUCUUUAUCAAGCAGAACAUAGUGAUGCUACAUGUGACCUCACAAUGUGCUGUGAAAGUGACUUUUUAAUCUCUUUGUUGGAAAACUGGUGGUGAAGUAAAAAUUUAAGAUCUUGUGGUGGUA